Messenger RNA from Polyodon spathula (Mississippi paddlefish), 4316 nucleotides. RefSeq names its product protein phosphatase 1 regulatory subunit 16A-like. The transcript has 12 exons. Lineage: Eukaryota; Metazoa; Chordata; Actinopteri; Acipenseriformes; Polyodontidae. Gene Ontology annotation, cellular component: cytoplasm. Gene Ontology annotation, molecular function: phosphatase regulator activity; protein binding; enzyme inhibitor activity. The coding region runs from base 687 to 2288 and encodes 533 amino acids. The record is from RefSeq and is a predicted model, not a curated record.
AGAAGCAUUUCCCCUGGGAGAAAAGCGAGGGGAGGAUAAACGAGCGAGAGUGGGAGUGAAGACAAGACGGAGAAACCGGGAAAGAAAGACGGGAAGAGAAGCAACACGUACUGUAAGAUGCAUUUCCAGGGUGGAUACCUGUGGAAUUUGACCUGUAGAGAGGAGAAGUCUUCUCAAGCAGAGAAUUUGAAGUGUGUAGGAUUGAACUGACUUGCAUGCAGGUCAGGUCAGGAGAGGAGAGCACUGCACAGCAGCACACGUACCUCCUCUUCGACUGGGCAUUCAGGCUCAAGAGAUCCAUCCAGCUGGUCCACUUCAGAUAUAACCGCUCCUACUCAAUCCAGGAAGCACAAACUUCCUUGUCUAAACCUACCAGCUGGUUUCUGUCAUAUGGUUUUUUGUGACUGCUGUCACUAGAAAUAAUAGCAGCCCAGUUUGGCCAAGCUUCACACUCCCUCCCUUCAAUGUGGGGGAGGUUCUUUCCUCUGUCUGCAGCCAGGCUAAGCAGUGAUACAGUACAGUUCAGCAUUCUUGCUGUGCUCUGGGUGUAGUAGGAUCUUUCAGUCACACAUUCCAGACAAUCUGUGCUUGGAGAUGAUGCUCAGGAUACCUUAUGGCUGAGCUCGGAGCUGAAUGACAACUUAACACUACUGGGAAAGAGUGAGACGAAGAGAGAGUGAGACGCCAUGACGGAACACGCAGAGCUGUUGGCCGAGAUGCCAGCGGUGGGUCGCAUGACGACGGCGGAGCGGCUCAAACAUGCACAUAAAAGGCGCGCACAGCAGCUGAAGACCUGGGCGCAGAUGGAGAAGGAGGCCCCGCACAGGAGCAGAGGGGGGAAAGCCGGCAAGGAGGGGCGUCGUAUCUCCUUCCCAAACAACGUGACCCUGCUGGAAGCUGCAGCCAGGAACGACCUUGAAGAGGUGCGUGAAUUCCUGAAGAAUGGGGUCAGUCCGGACCUGUAUAAUGAGGAUGGACUCACUGCGCUGCAUCAGUGCUGCAUCGAUGAUUUCGAGGAGGUUGUGCGAGCGCUGGUGGAUGCGGGGGCCAAUGUGAACGCGUGUGACAGUGAGCUGUGGACCCCGCUGCAUGCCGCCGCCACCUGUGGACACAUGGGCCUGGUCGAGAUGCUCAUCAAACAUGGUGCUAACAUGCUGGCAGUGAAUGCAGACGGGAACAUGCCUUACGAUCUGUGUGAAGAUGAGGUCACCCUAGACUACAUUGAAACAGCCAUGGCUAACCAGGGUAUCACACAGGAGAGGAUAGACGAGUGCCGGUCCUCCAAGGAAAGGCAGAUGGUAGCUGACAUCAGGGCUCUGAUCCAGGCUGGGUGUGACCUCAAUGCGCAGGAUGAGAACGGAACAUCACUGCUGCACAUUGCCGCGGCUAACGGUUACCAGAGUUCAGCUGAGCUGCUGCUGGAGCACAAGGCAAGAGUGGAGGUGCGAGACAGUGAUGGCUGGAGCCCGCUCCAUGCUGCCUCCUGCUGGGGACAGAUCCAGAUUGUGGAGCUGCUGGUUGCUAAUGGAGCCAACUUGAAUGCAAAAUCUGUCUUGGAAGAGACCCCACUAGAUGUGUGCUCGGACGAGGAGGUGCGAGCCAGGCUGCUGGAUCUGAAGCACAAACACGAUGCCAUCGUGAAGUCCCAAGACAGACACAAGAGUGCCCUGCAGAGGAGGGCCUCCAGUACGGGGAGCAGAGGGAAGGUGGUCCGUCGCGUCAGUGUGAAUGAACGUUCAAAUCUGUACCGCCGUGAGCAUGAGAAGGAAGCCAUUGUGUGGCAAGAGCGAGGCCGACAGCCGGAACCGCAGGACGAUGAUGAGGACAGACAGACGGACGCAGAGCUCCGCCAUCACUCCUCAAGUUCUGGUCUAGACCCUCAAGGUGAGUCAGCACAGAGGGAGAGCGAUGAAGGGAAGAGAGAGCCAAGCGUGGCGAAUGGAUCUACAUCUGCCUUGCCCAUGGAGCCUCAAGGGAGCUGGCUGGACCACAGCGCCUCCUACCAGCUGGCCACGGAGGAGCCAGCGGAGGGGGACCUGAGCCGGGAGAAAUCCCACCACACCCUGGCAGACCUGAAACGGCAACGUGCCGCCUCCAAGCUGUACAAACACCCCUCUACCACCGGGGACAACAGUGAGGACCUGCCUCCACUGGAGCCCCCCCGGGCAAGCACAGAGGCCAGCACAGUCGAAUACACCCCCUCCAGCGCAGACCCUCCCCUGCUGAAACUAAGAGCCCCUGAAGAGGAGCCCCCACCAGAAAAGCAGCGCUGCUGCUACCUGAUGUAACUCCACAGCUUUUUACGUCACUGCUUCACACCAGACCCUCUCUGUACUGUGCAUUCAAGAGAAAGGGAUCGCUGGCCCUCGUAUAGGUCCUUACCCUGCUGGGAUGAACACAGGAGAGCUUGCUCCAGACACUGUUCUCUGUGCUCUAAUGAAAAAGUUAUUGCUGGCACAAAGAGUGUUAACUUACUGGGAAGAUUGAGAAAGAUAUCAGACCACAUGGGUCAUUACUGGUGGGGGUGGAGAACGAUACACUAAUGUGACGAUACAUAUCCCGAUACUUGUGUUUGUCCGGGCAGGCUACUUGUAUGACGCAUAAGAUCAAAUGAUCAUUUAAUUAUGGACUAUGUUAAACAAUAAACAUUUUAAAUGAGGUGACAUUCAAAUACCAACUAUACAACACACUUAAUUCAAGAAUGAUUUGAUGAACUACAGUGAGCUUUAUUGUGCUUUUGGUCUUGUAUAGCAAUACAAAUGAUACAUACCUCUAUUACUGUAUGAUAUAUCAUUUAAAGAAAGAAUCGCAAUUCAUUGAUACACAUUGAAUCGUUACUCCCUUAGUCAUUAACCUAUAGAGAUGAACAUAGUAGAACUUGCUUAGUGUAAGACUUGCUUGGUAUAUUUGAGCUGAUCCUGACAUUGCUGUGAGCAUCAGUCAUGUAUUACCUAUGCUCAGGUGAGCUCUGGUUAGCUCAGGAGAGGUGUGUUGGGGAUCAUAGUAAACCAUGGGGUAGCAGCAUUUGUUGGUGGGUUGUUGUUGCUGCAAUUUGACAUAUUAUCUAUCUCAUUGAAAGAGUUUCUAAAGUUUUAUAAUGUUAUAUUGAUGCUUAAUCAAGUUUUCUAAAUGCAAUAGCUUCUGCCUUCUAUUAUGAGGAAGAAGUGGUUUGCUACCCUAUUUUUUUUAUAGCUGUUGAUCAUAAUUAACACAUUUCUAAUGCACAGACAAAUUGCAUAUAAAUGACACUUUACAGGUGGCAGCUGUCGUUGAUCUUAACUGUGCCCUGUGGAAAUGUUGGUUGAACUUUCAGCGAGAUUUGUUUUGGGGGAGGUCGGGGGCAGUUGGCAGCAGAAUUGGUUUUCUUAUUAUGUAUUGUUGAGGCUUUUGUAAUAAAGCACUGGGGCGAGAAGGUUAGGGGUUUCAGUACUUCAGAUCUGAGGACUGGGGAAUCCGAUAUGUUGGGAUCUUUAAAACCAGCAAUUUACAGCUGAUUUGUAAUCCAGUAAACCUAAAGCUCUGCACCUAAAACCAGCUACUUGAAUUCAGUGAACUCAGUAAUAGGAUUCAAGAGCGAGGGAACUCUGCAGCUAUGAGUACAGAAUUCAAAACGCUAGUGGUAAAGACAUGACCUGAAAGGCUGCCAAUUCAGUAAAUGAGAGGCUGUGUGGUAUAGGGGAUCAGAGAGCCAGCACAUUCCAGUCACUCAGUAAAACAAGAAUACAUAGGAAUGACGGGUUGGCCAUUUGGCCCAUCUAAGCUUGAUCUUAAAGGACCCCAAUGAUUUGGCAUCAACAGUAUGGCUGGGUUACCCCUUUUCCAUCCACUCAACCCUCUGUGUCUUAAGAAGUGUGAACUCUAGCCCUCAAUUGACUGCUCAACAAUAUCCCUAAACUGUAUCUAAAACCUGCUGUUUUUCUCAGCCUGUGUCAUGAAUCCUGUUUCUUGAGUACCACUAGCAUUGCCCUUUCAGGUUCCCUGCAGUGCGGAAUAGAGCUUUGCCAGCUCAGAAUGGAGCCUGUCCAAUUCCAGGAGUGUUACUUUGUGUUCCAGAAUUGAUCUGUUAGGAGGAUGCUUUCUGGGUCAGUGGGUAUUCAUGGAUUCCACUUUGACUUAUUUAUUUGGCUGAGCGUGACCAAAUUAAGAGAUUCAUAGUUCUAGAAGAAUUAUAGAAUUGUUUCUUUUUUUUAUCAUAAAUUAUUGUUGUAUUUGAUUUAUUUUAAUACAGGAGAUAUUGCCUGGUUUCCAUGGAUGUGAUUUUUUGUUUUUUAAAUAGAAUAAAAUUAAGUAGAUAGGGUAUAAUAUACAGUAGAACU